Molecule: messenger RNA, 643 nt
Organism: Neltuma alba
Lineage: Eukaryota; Viridiplantae; Streptophyta; Magnoliopsida; Fabales; Fabaceae
Product: basic proline-rich protein-like
Exons: 2
Coding region: 70-486 (138 amino acids)
Source: RefSeq, a predicted model, not a curated record
UCUCCGGCCUUUAAUCUAUCAGUUCAGUUCCUUGUUUUUGUUUGUUCAUCGUCGAUUAGGAGACUGUAAAUGAGACCGCCGGAGCCUCCUCCUGCUCCUCCUGGGCCGCUUGGGGGGCUCUGCGGCGCACUCUGCUCCGCCGUUUCUUCUUGUUUAUAUGUUGUCUGUUGCUGCUGGUUGAUACAAGAUUGUUUCAAUCCUCCUGCAACAUCACCACCACCUGCACCAGAGCCUGAUCCUGCUCCACCACCACCUCCACCUCCAGCUCCGCCGCAGCCGCCACCGCCACCACCUCCCGCUCCAGCUCCGCCACCUCCUUCACCACCACCGCCGGCUCCAGGUCCUCCUCCUCCUCCACCUGCGCCUUUCGAUGCUCCGCCGCCGCCGCCAAGUCCUGGUCCAUUCGGCCCCCCGGGGCCUCCAGGGGGACCACCAGGCCCACCUGGACCUCCCGGUGGCCCACCAGGACCACCGCGGCCUUAUUAACCGAGGAACACUCGCCUAAUUUUGUUGAGAAAUUCUUGGGCCCAUUCAGGGGGUGUGUUGUGAAGGGGUUUGAAUUUGUUGUGCGUAUAUCCUAUACAUCGAAGACUUGUGUAGGAAGUAAGUGUUCGACGGAUGAUUUGACUGGAUUUGAUGGUAA